CUAUCUAUCUCUCUUUCACUAACGGCUGAACAGGAGCAGUGACAACUCUUCCUCCUCCUCCUGGCGGGAUGGAGGGGUGCUGAUCGGGAGCCGCUUCAUCAUCACCGUCAUUACUGUCAGCACCGCCAUCACCAUCAUCAUCAUCAGCACCGGGAGCGGAGGGAGCGAGAGGGAGGAGCAGCUGCUCUCUGCGGGCUUAAAAAGUUGAGGAGGAUCCGGUUUAUCACCGGAGCUCCGGAGGGGCUCGGACCGCUGACACGGUGCCUCUGGAUUCUCUGGGAAACCCGCCCGCCGUGGUUCUGGAUGGAUUCGUUCUGGAUUCCGGGUCAAUAACGGACCUGCUGUUUUUGUUCAUCGCCCAGAACCUGCUGUCCGGCGGAUAAAUAAAUACUUUGUUGUUAAUUAUGUUUAACGGUUCGGCGGGGUGGUGACUGUUCCCUGGAGGAUUUACGGGGACCUGAACGGAUCAAUAACGGAUUUUCAGACGUGAGUCCGGUCCGGCGGCUUUCCGGAACGACUUUCACCGAGCCGAGCCAGGUCCAACGGAUCCCGGGACGGCUCCUCGGUGAGCGGCGACCGGCCUCCGCUUCCCCCGGGCGGAGAGGGCGAAGCGCGGGCAGCACAGCAGGUGUCAGGAGGGAAUGUCCCCGGGUCUGGACAGGAGGGACCGAAGAUUACCGAGCGCUUCCGAACGAACCCAACGGCGGGAAAACGGGAGAAGUUCUCCGAGGAUUUUAUUGUUUCUUUAAAAUCAGCAAAUCUUUAUUGAGCAGAUUAGUCUGUUCUCAGUAACGAUCGAGUCAUCCUCAAAAUAGCUGCAGGAUAAAUUUUCCAAAUCUUCACCUGUUAUUUAUAUCCUAUUUAUGGAUUUAAACCAAACAGUUAAAUCAGUUUAUAUCAAUAAAUACCUAUUAAAAUGUAAUCUGUUAUCAAUAAACCCUAAUCCAAUUUUAAUAAAUGUCAAUUCCAGUUAUCGAUACAUUUCAAGUCUCUUAACUUCAGUUCUAAUCCCAUUUUAAUCAACAUCAACCCCUUUAAUCCUGAUUAUCAGUCAGAUUUAAUCCCAUUUAUCAAUCAGUUCUAAAGCCAUUUCUGUUAGUUUUAAUCCUGAUUAUCAAUCGAUUCUAAUCCCAUUUCAAUCCAUCUGCCACACCAGGCGGGAGGAGUGAACGGUCUCUUCCUCUGUGAAAUAAACCCACAUGCUGGCUGUAAAUUAUCCACUUAAACCUCUCCAGAGUAGAAACUGUGAGCCAGAGCCUGCAGUGAGGGUUAUUAAGCGCCACAUAUUACCACUAAAUGCUCUGAUUAUUUCUAAUAAGAGCAGACAAAGCUUAAACUACUCAUCUGGAUAGUUUUAACAUUUUUCCAAUAAACUUACACUAGAAAUUGAACUUUAAGCCUGAAGAAAUUUAGCAAAUCCUGCAAACAGUGGCUUUUGUCUAUUAGAAUGAAUUUAUGAUGCAAACUCUGUUAGUAAAUGAGAUUUUGAUCUAAUUUAAAAGUCCUGACUCAACAGCUCCACUCUGACCUUAAUGUUCAGGAAGGCGUUUUAAUCUCCAGCUGUGUCGUCGUUUUAAACCCAAGAGGGUCUGAAUGGGCUUUAUUUAUGCUUUACUGCAGGUCUGGAGGAGCUUUAACUCUGAGCAAAUUAACUUUACAGCCACCUGCGGACAAUAAGCCGAAGCUUGGGCUCUCCUGCGUUCAGUGAAGCUUUGGUUGAUGAGCUCUCUUGUUGGACGUGUAAAACUCAGCUGAACUCUUUCAUCCUUUUUUGUUUUGAUGCAACUUCUGCUAAAAAAAAAGUCAGGAAAACUGAGUAUUUUUCCGGUGGAGGUUUCUAAUUUAGCUUCGGCAGCUGGUUUUCUGUGAGACUCUAUGGAUGGUGUUCUCGCUGGAUAUCCACAUCCUCAACUGCACACCUCCUCUUCUUCCUCCUCCUCAUCGUCUUUCUCCCUCUCAGUGUCCUGUACAGGAGAAAUCGAGCCAUGAUACAUUGAUUUUCUUCUCGCCGCAAAACCAAAACGCACACGACCAUCUCAUCCAUCCUGGCUUGUCAGGUUCGUUGGCUGAAAUGUAAGAAGGGGUCAGUCCUGAAGGACGUUUAUCACCGUCCGACAGUUAGGUCAGAGGUCAUACCAACAAGCAAGCGGCUCAAUCACCCAUCAAAUCAUCUGGAAACCAGUCUGAUCGGAGCGUAGAUGAAUGCUUUUCUGAACUGGUUUCCAUAGGAACGUUUAAUGCUCAAUGGGACUCAACGACAGCAGCCCCGGCGCCAUGCGGAACGGCCGCGGCCUCUCCGACCAGUGGGCGGAGUCGGUGGUGGUCCGGCCUCGUACCACAGAGCGCCACAUCACGGUGCACAAGCGUCUGGUUCUGGGCUUCGCCCUGUCCAUCAUCACCCUCAUAAUCGUGACGGCGGUGGCUGUGGCGCUCAGCGUCCGCUUCGAUGACUGCGGUGGACAGGAUCGUGGCGGAGGCAGAGGGGAGACGGGCUCCAGAGGGUCCGGAGGGUCGGGAAGACUCAACGGGAGCAGAGGGGAGAGGACGGGAGACAGAGGAGACGAAGAGGUGGUGCAGCCAUGGAAAAACUCCCGGCUUCCGGGGUCAGUGAGGCCGCGGCACUACGACCUGCGGCUCUCCGUCUACAUGGACAACUUCACCUUCUCUGGAGAGGUCAGCAUCGAGCUGGAGUGCUUCAACGCCACCAGGUUCAUCGUGCUGCACGCCGACCGCCUUGAGGUGGACCGGGUUUCCGUGGCAGCGGAGAGCGGCGCCGGCGGCCGGGCCGCCAACAGGCCAGGGGGCGGAGUCAUGCGCGUCCACCGCCACUUCCCCUUCCCGGCCAAUCAGAUGUACGUGGUGGUUCUGCACCGCGAGCUGAAGCCCGGCAGGCUGUACCGGCUCAACGUCAGCUUCGACGCCGCCAUCGAGGACGAGCUGCUGGGAUUCUUCAGGAGCUCCUACACACUGCAACGGGAGAGACGGUACCUGGCAGUGACCCAGUUCAGCCCGAUCCACGCCCGGAAGGCCUUCCCCUGCUUCGACGAGCCCGUCUACAAGGCCACCUUCUCCCUGAGCCUCCGCCACGACCCGCAGUACACGUCUCUGUCCAACAUGCCGGUGGACAGCAGCUGGCCGGACGAGGACGGCUGGCUGACCAGCCGCUUCGCCCGGACGCCCCGCAUGUCCACCUACUACCUGGCCUGGGCCGUCUGCAACUUCACCUACAGGGAGACGCAGACCAGCGGCGGCGUGGCGAUCCGUCUGUACGCCCGGCCGGACGCCGUGUCCAGCGGCGCCGGCGACUACGCUCUGCACAUCACCAAGAGGCUGCUGGGAUUUUAUGAGGAUUACUUCAAAGUGCAGUACUCCCUGCCGAAGCUAGACCUGCUGGCGGUGCCCAAACAUCCCUACGCCGCCAUGGAGAACUGGGGCCUCAGCGUCUUCGUGGAGCAGAAGAUCCUGCUGGACGCCGACGUGUCGUCAUCGUCCUACCAGAUGGAGCUCACCAUGGUGGUCGUCCAUGAGAUCUGCCACCAGUGGUUUGGCGAUCUGGUGACGCCGGUGUGGUGGGAGGACGUCUGGCUAAAGGAAGGCUUCGCGCAUUUCUUCGAGUACGUCGGCACAGAUUUCCUCUUCCCAAAGUGGAACAUGGAGAAGCAGCGGUUCCUGACCGAUGUCCUCCACGAGGUGAUGCUGCUGGACGGACUCAGCUCCUCCCAUCCCAUCUCUCAGGAGGUGGAGCAGGCGACGGACAUCGACCGCGUCUUCGACUGGAUCGCCUACAAGAAGGGGGCGGCGCUGAUCCGGAUGCUGGCGAACGUGAUGGGGCAGCCGCUGUUCCAGAAGGGACUCAACGAUUAUCUCCUGAGCCACAUGUACGGCAACGCAGCCAGAGACGACCUUUGGAGUAAACUGACUCAGGCCAUGCGCUCAGAGGGGCGGGACAUUGACAUUGGAGAGAUGAUGGACAGAUGGACUCUACAAAUGGGCUACCCUGUCGUCACCGUCAGCAAGAACCAAUCAGAGCAGCUGCCAACCCAUUACAUCACCGUCACCCAGGAGCACUUCCUGUACGGAGAGGAAGUCAGAAACAACCUCAGUUUACAGUGGCAGGUCCCAUUGACCGUCGCCGUGGGAAACGCGUCGGCGGUCCGCCUGGAGAGCCUCAUCUGGAUCAACAACAGGACAGAAACCCACAGGAUUGGUCAGAUGGAUGACAGCACCUGGCUGCUGGGAAACAUCAACCAGACCGGCUACUUCCGCGUGAACUAUGACCUCCAGAACUGGAAACUGCUCAUUCAGCAACUCCACAACAAUCCUCAGAUCAUUUCUGUUGGAAACAGAGCUGGUCUCAUCGACGACGCCUUCAACCUGGCCAGGGCGGGGUACCUCCCACAGGGCGUUCCUCUGCAGCUGAUUGGCUACCUGCCGGAGGAGACGUCCUUCCUGCCGUGGCACGCCGCCAGCCGGGCGCUGUACCAGCUGGACAAACUGUUGGACCGCACAGACGACUACAGGCUGUUCAGCGACUACGUGCUGAAGCAGGUGGCGUCCCGGUACCAUCAGAUGGGCUGGCCGACAAACGGACCGGGAACAGAGGGAAACAUCCUGCAGGCGUCGUACCAGACAGAAGAGCUGCAGCGAGAGCUCAUCAUGCUGGCCUGCAGCUUCGGGAACAAGCAGUGCCACCGCCAGGCCGUCGCCUACAUCUCCGACUGGAUCUCCAGCAACAAGAACAGGAUUCCUCCCAACAUCCGGGACAUCGUUUACUGCACCGGGGUCAGCCUGAUGGACGAGGACGUGUGGGAGUUCAUCUGGAUGAAGUUUCACUCCACCAGCGCCGUCUCAGAGAAGAAGAUCCUGCUGGAGGCGCUGACCUGCUCCGACAACACCUUCCUCCUCAACAGGUUACUGAAUCUGUCUCUGACCUCUGACCUCGUCCCCGAGCAGGACGUGAUCGACGUCAUCAUCCACGUGGGACGAAACCCUCAAGGUCGGAACCUGGCCUGGAAAUACUUCAGAGACAAGUGGGACAUCCUGAACGCCCGAUACGGAGAAGCUUUGUUCAUGAAUUCAAAACUCAUCGGUGGAGUGACAGAGUUCCUGAACACGGAGCGAGAACUUAAUGAGUUAAAGGAGUUUAUCCAGUCCAGCGGCGUGGGGGCGGGGCCUGCGCUGCCCCGAGCCUUGGAAAUCGUAGAGGGGAACGUCCGUUGGCACCGCCUCCACCGGCGGCACUUCUACCAGUGGCUUCGCAAACCUCCAAGCUCCACCUACGGCUAACGCUCCGCUGGCUCGCUGGAGCGAAGCUAGCUGCACUCUGACUGCUAAGCUAACGCACUUCUAGCUAAUGGACGCACUCAAAACAACUGGCCUGCCUGGCUCAUGGGCUGGUUUCUGAACUGGUUAUGUUUUAAAAGAAGUUUAAUGUGUUCAUCGAUGGUGUUUCUCAACAUGAAGCCCUUGUGGUCAAAUUGUGCUGUAAAAACGUGACAACAGUUGAUCCAGGCUAGCAUCCAGGCUAGCAUCAAAGCUAGCAUGGGUUAGCGAGCCUCGGAUUUUAUAUCCGUCAACAAAAUAACAACCAACAAAAUGUAACAACAAAAACUUUGGAAUUUAAAGAAAACCAGAAUAUUUGGCCACUAUACCCUUAAGCUUUCACAUUUAAUUUCUUUACAUUGAAAAGAAGUAAACUGAUUGCUAACAUCUCGAAUUCAAUUAAACAUAAGCCAUAUAAGUGAUAUAAAGUUUAAAUGGUAAAUCUGUGGACUGAUGAAACUUUUUGUUUCUAGAGGUUGGUGAAAUUAAACAUAAUUGGGUUUAAUUUCAAAUCCCUAGAAGAGGAUCGUGUGAAAUAUGCAUCUACAGGCGUUAGUGGGAGAUGUACGCGACGUUAGCCGCAUUAAUACCGGAAGGACUUUGAGGCAAACAAUCUUAAUAGAUGGAAAAAAGAAACAAUUAAUGUGCAAAGAUCUACUGAUGAUGCCAGUGAAAACAAAAUACUUUCAAUAUUUCAGUUUCCAAAUGUCUUAAUCAGUUGCUGUGGUUUUUAGAAAGAUCUGAAACCUCUCAAAAUUAGUAGCAAUGUCUGUAAGUUGAAGAGUUUAGAACUUUAACUGGCCAAUCAGAGCAGACGGCCUCAUCAGACCUCCAGUCUGGACCAAUCAGAGCAGACGGCCUAAAAUCAACCUACAAACAUUCUGAACAAAGAUUUUUGACUUUCGAAUGAAAAACCUUUCUGCGUGAUAAAAUAUCAGAGAUUGAGUUCAAAUGUGACUUUUGUUUUCUUUAUUUAACCAGCUUCCAUUUGACGGCAUGUCGAUCAGAGCUGUUAUUAACGCGGUUUGAACCAGAUCUCCUCUGUUCACAGCAUUCAGAAAACUCAUUCAGACUCAUUAGCGCUUCGCAGCAUUCACACUGACGCAGCUGGAAGUCAAAAACUUCAACACAAAAACUUCAGCGGUUUGAAGCUUUUGCUGCUUCAGAACGGGAAACAAAACAACAAAAAGUAAUAAAGAUGACGGCAGCGUGGAGCCCCACCUGUGCAGGAAUAAUUGUUCUCUGAUGAGCGACGAUGUUCUGGUUGGUCUUUGGCUUUAAUGAGCUGAAAACGUCUGAAGAGAAAACAAAACAGAAAUGGCUGCAACAUGAAAGACACGAUGCUGUCAUUUCAUCCUGGCAGGUUGGAAAAUAACAGGUUUGACAAACAUUUGAAGUCUAAAUGUCCAACAGCAUUUUAGACAAAGCUAUUAAUUAUACAUCAAAGUCUCAAUUUUCACUCAUUUUUCUAUUUAAGGCAGAGAUCAAUUUUCCAUUUAUAAAUGUAUAAAUUACCUCAUUAUUGUUAAAGUCCCAUAAACUUAACAUUUUAUGGGGUGUAACUGAAAUCCAGUUGAUUUACACGGUUAAAAUGUAAAUUAAGAAAAAUAAACUGAAAGGGAAACAUGGAUGUUGUUAAAUAAUUUCAAUAUUUUCUCUUUCAUUUUCUGUUAUGUUGCAGAUCAAGUUUGUUCAGGAAAGUUUUUCUGCUUAGUUGCUGCUGUGAUUUUGAGACUUCAUGACGCUGCAAAGUUUUAUUUUUAUUAAAAACGAUCCGACCGAAAUGACGGCAAUGAAACAAGUUAUAGUUUUAAAAUAGUUUAUCGCCAAGCGUCCGAAACUGCAGAGCAACUGGAUGUUUAUUGGCUGAAUUUGUAUUUAUUUAAAAUGAAAUUUGAUCCAUUCGAUUAAAAAUAAAUUCUGAUUUUCAAUUAGAAAGGAUUUAUUUUUAUUUUUCUGAAAAAGAAAGAAAUGACAAAAAGUAACUUUUAUUAUUUGAAUCAUUUCUUCUGAAAACAGACAAGAUGCUGGUUUUUGGGCAAGUUGACAAAAUAUAGAAAAAUAGAUUUUCCAAAACUCUUCAAAAAGUUGAUGACAUUAUUUGCAUAUUUAUGCAUAAUGAGUUUAUAACAUCUGAGCUAAAAUAAAAUCUGCUGCCUCGGCUGAUCCCAUCCGCGUUAAAGAUUUGGUUGUUUUAUAUGAUGUUGCUUUUUACAGCAGAUUACUGAUGUUGACCCGAUUGGACCUGAUGGACCUCAGGGUUCGGCGCUGUGAACUUUGAACUCAUCCCACAAAUCUGCUUGUCUUCAGCGCAGCAGAGUUUUUGGACGCAUUUUUGGAACAAAUCACGAACUUUACUUGGAUUGUACCGUUUCUUUUGCUCUGGAGAAACUGAACUUUUGGACGGAUCUUGACAGAACAUUUCCAGAACAUUUCCAGAACCUCGGACCGGAGAAACGUUUUGGAGAUGCUCCUCUGCUGAUCCAGCUUUGAUGUUCGUAACUGAGCCAUAUAUGAAUGAACGGGCCUCUUUCCGUACAUCGUGUCCAGUGGUGUGUGCUCGUGAUGAAGAUGAUGAUGAUGAUGGGAACGGCUAAUUAUGAUUCUGGUCAUCUCUAAUUGGACCAGGAGGAAAGAAUGACGGCGGCUGCGAUUAGCGUCCAGUCAGAGAAAUCAGGUUUACAGGCAUUAAAAGCACAGCACCUGUACAGUAAACACUGUAAAUUAUACAAACGUGAUAUUUAAAGAGAAAGUGCAAUCUGAAACUGUCUGUGUUGGUAAAAAUGGUGUUUAUGACUGAAGGCGCACGAUCAAAAUCUGAAGGAAACAGGAAGUUGCAGGCAACAUUUUAGCCCAACUUCCUGUUUGCGUUGUGUUGGUUUCUUGUGUUGGACCGUAUUAAAAUAAAAACAACAAAAAUUA
Molecule: messenger RNA, 8244 nt
Organism: Poeciliopsis prolifica (blackstripe livebearer)
Lineage: Eukaryota; Metazoa; Chordata; Actinopteri; Cyprinodontiformes; Poeciliidae
Product: thyrotropin-releasing hormone-degrading ectoenzyme-like
Exons: 20
Coding region: 2245-5286 (1013 amino acids)
Biological process (GO): peptide catabolic process; proteolysis
Cellular component (GO): cytoplasm
Molecular function (GO): peptide binding; zinc ion binding; metalloaminopeptidase activity
Source: RefSeq, a predicted model, not a curated record